ACUUAAGCGUGUCCUAACCCUCAAAACGUAGAACACCUCUCUUUCUCUUUGUCCUUAGGGUUUGGUUGAUUUCACGCAAAGGAAGCGAAGCGAUGGAUAGAUAUUGGCGACGAGACCCGAGGAGGCCGAUGAUGCAGUAUGACUUUCUGAAUGAGAUGGAAUAUUCAGGAUCCUCGAUGCCUAUGCAGAUGGAGAUCGAUGAUGAUGACUUCUACCCCAUGGAGUUGUUUGAAGGUGGAGGACUUCUAUCCUCCCCAAAGAAGCCUGAUUACACCAUUUUCUUUCACAAAUUCGAGGAUGAUUUUGAUGAUUCCGAUAUCAAUUGAUUUCGAUUAUUUCUCACCUUAUCAUUCUCUUUAGGGUUUAUUUUCGAUUUACCAUGACUUUUAUCUCUAGAGAUUAUUGUUAUAGGUGUUCGUUGUUCGUACUCAAUAAUUGAUAAACCCUUGUCACUCAAUUACAUCUUAUGUAUUGUAUUGAUUUCUCUUAAAUUACUCUCGUUGUGAUUGUUCUUAUAUUUAUGGUUGUUGUGUCUUGAUGAAGAUACGGUUAGAAUUA
This is a messenger RNA of Arabidopsis lyrata subsp. lyrata, 558 nucleotides long. RefSeq names its product small acidic protein 2. The transcript has a single exon. Bases 93 to 326 code for a protein of 77 amino acids. The record is from RefSeq and is a predicted model, not a curated record. Lineage: Eukaryota; Viridiplantae; Streptophyta; Magnoliopsida; Brassicales; Brassicaceae.